UCGACAACCAGCCAAACGCCCCAAGCCCGCAACCUUUCUUUAUUACCAUCAGCCCUCCACCUCAAAUCCCUUCCAACUCUCUCGAUACCAAGUGAUUGAAUUGUAUCUACCUCAUUUUGAGAGGGAAUUCCCACUGCUCGACAACACAACUGUCGCCACGAUGCCCGGUUUCGACUUCUCGAACUACAACCGCAACGCUGCGCUGCACGCGCGAGGCGUCCCACUUCCGAAAGCCACCAGCACAGGAACCACCAUCGUGGGAUGCAUAUUCGAUGGCGGCGUGGUGAUCGCGGCUGAUACGCGCGCUACAUCGGGUCCCAUCGUUGCCGACAAGAACUGCGAGAAGUUGCACUACAUCGCACCCCAGAUCUGGUGCGCAGGCGCCGGUACCGCCGCCGACACCGAAUUCACGACGGCCCUCAUCUCCUCCAACCUGGAGCUGCACUCCUUAUCGACCGGCCGCAAACCCCGCGUGGUAACUUGUAUGACCCUCUUGAAACAGCACCUGUUCCGACACCAGGGCCACAUCGGCGCAUACCUCGUCGUGGCGGGCGUCGACCCUACUGGCACGCACCUGUUUACGGUGCACGCACACGGCAGCACGGACAAGCUGCCGUACGUGACGAUGGGCUCUGGCUCGCUCGCGGCCAUGAGCGUGUUCGAGUCGAGUUGGAAGGCGGAGCUCACCAAGGAGGAGGCGAUGGAACUGUGCAGCCAGGCCAUCCAGGCAGGUAUCUUCAACGACCUGGGCUCGGGAAGCAACGUGGACGUGGCGGUCAUCACAGCAGACAAGACGACGCUUCACAGAGGCUACGUCAAGCCUAACGAGAGGAGCCAGAAACUCAAGAGCUACAAGUUCCCCAAGGGUACGACGGCGGUGCUGAACGAGAAGGUCAUCAAGAAGGACGAAAUCAUGAAGUUUGUGAGCGUGCACGAGCUGCCGGCUGAGGGUGAGAAGAUGGACGUCGACACAUAGGCAAGGGGACAGAAGCGGUGAUGAUGACAGCCACGGGUGGACGGAUGUGACCACGAACAGAUCAGGUGGGAUGCAUCAAUGGAAGGAUUGCUUCCCACGGCCAAACCCUUUUGUAAAACAACGUUUUGACAAUGAAAUAGAGCCCUGCUAUUUGACGAUUAUUAUAGAG
This is a messenger RNA of Cryphonectria parasitica EP155, 1145 nucleotides long. RefSeq names its product N-terminal nucleophile aminohydrolase. The record is from RefSeq and is a predicted model, not a curated record. The transcript has 2 exons. Lineage: Eukaryota; Fungi; Ascomycota; Sordariomycetes; Diaporthales; Cryphonectriaceae. The coding region runs from base 161 to 976 and encodes 271 amino acids. Gene Ontology annotation, molecular function: threonine-type endopeptidase activity. Gene Ontology annotation, cellular component: proteasome core complex.